GAUACACCAAGAUUGGCUGCGGAUCAGCCAGAGAACGAAGGCAGUCUCUCUCUCUCUCUCUCUGUUGCACACAACACACACACACACACAUACACACACACACACACACACACACACGCAUACACUCAAAACUCGGACUGGCCGCACCGCGGCUGCUCCAAUCCUUGCAAAAGGCGAGCGAGCGCCCUCAGGACCGCGGCGCUCAACCCCGCUCAGUCUCUGCGCCCGACGCGGCGCUAGUCCCCGUGCCCAGCGCGGCAACUUCGGCCGGGUGUUCCCGAAAAUAAAGCGGGGAGGGAGGGUACAGACAGAUCCGAAAACACCCCGGCCACACACGCCGCGACUUCAACUCUUUCUUGGGGUCCGAGUGGAGACUGCGCCGGCAGCGCCCUGCGCUCGUGAGGUCCGCGCCGCUGCCGGGGAAGAGCCCACCUGCCGGUCCGCGAUCGACCGGCGAAAAAAGUGCGGCUGGUCGCUGUCCUGCUCAGCAGCGUCCGGGCUCCGGGCGCCCUCGCCCAGCCCGUUGGGAGUUCAACCUUCCUGUCUGCCGCCGGCCCCGCGCGCCGCAGAGGGACCCCCCAGGACGCAGCAGCGGACGCGGACCUCGCUAUGGCUGGGGCGCGCAGAUUGCUCCGUCUAUGGCUGGGCUGCUUGUGCGUGAGCCUGGCGCACGGGCAGAGACUCAAGCAGCAUUUCCCGGAGCUCCGCGAGCCUGUGCCAGGCGACCGCACGGCAGGGGGCGGCCCAGACCCCCUCCCGCAGCCGCUCGACAAGGUGUCAGAGCACAUGCUGCGGCUCUACGACAGGUACAGCGGCGGCGGCAGAGCCGAGGCGGCGCGGACACCGGGGUCCUCGGAGCGGGGCUCGCCGCCUCGGCUCCCCCAGCCCCUGCGCGAGGGCAACACGGUUCGCAGCUUUCGAGCAGCAGGGACCCUUGAAAAUGAGAAACUGCAUAUUUUUAACCUGACUUCUCUAACCAAGUCUGAAAACAUUUUAUCUGCCACACUGUAUUUCUAUAUUGGAGAGCUAAUAAAUAUCAGCCUGAGUUGUCCUGUGUCCCAAGGAUGCUCACAUCAUACCCAAAGGAAACACAUUCAGAUUGAGCUCUCUACAUGGAUCCUCAAAUCCACCGGAAACCAAAGUCAACUCCUGGGUCAUCUUUCAGUAGAUGGAGCGAAACUUCAUCAAGAUUUUGUUUCCUGGUUGUCUAAAGACAUCACUCAACUUUUGAGGAAAGCCAAAGAAAAUGAGGAGUUCCUCAUAGGAUUUAACAUUACUUCCAAAGGACACCAGCUGCCAAAGAAGAUAACACCCUUUCUUGAGCCUUAUAUCUUGGUCUAUGCCAAUGAUAUUGCAAUUUCUGAGCCCGAGAGUGUGGUAUCAAGCUUGCAAGGACACCGGAAUUUCCCCACUGGAGCUGUGCCCAAACUGGAUAGCCAUAUCAGGGCUGCCCUUUCUACUGAACGGAGGAAGAAGCGCUCUACUGGGGUCCUGCUACCUCUGCAGAACAAUGAGCUUCCUGGGGCAGAAUAUCAGUAUAAGGAGGAUGGGGUAUGGGAGGAGAGAAAACCUUACAAGACUCUUCAGACUCAGCCCCCUGAAAAGAGUAAGAACAAAAAGAAACAGAGAAAGGGACCUCACCAGAAGAGCCAGACACUCCAGUUUGAUGAACAGACCCUGAAGAAGGCGAGAAGAAAGCAAUGGAUUGAACCUCGCAAUUGUGCCAGGCGGUACCUUAAAGUGGACUUUGCAGAUAUUGGCUGGAGUGAAUGGAUUAUCUCCCCCAAGUCCUUUGAUGCCUAUUAUUGCUCCGGAGCAUGCCAGUUCCCCAUGCCAAAGUCUUUGAAGCCAUCAAAUCAUGCUACCAUCCAGAGUAUAGUGAGAGCUGUGGGCGUCGUUCCUGGGAUUCCUGAGCCUUGCUGUGUGCCAGAAAAGAUGUCCUCGCUCAGCAUCUUAUUCUUUGAUGAAAAUAAGAAUGUGGUACUUAAGGUAUAUCCAAACAUGACGGUAGAGUCUUGCGCUUGCAGAUAACCCGGCAAAGAACUCAUCUGAAUGCUUAAUUCAAUCAUUAGUUUAUUUUUAUGGACUUUUAUUUUUUUUGGCACUGCCAAUGCCUUUCAUUUCAAAAGAUUUUGUAAUAGUCAAAAGAGAAUGAGUAAAUAGACUGAUGAUUUCCACCAGGGAGAACUGGACUAUAUCUGUUUCUGAAUGUAACUCAAAGCAAGAUUUUAGAACAUAUGGACAUCUCUUUCUUUAAAAAAAAAAAAAAUCACGCAAGAAAAGUGAUCAAACUGUUUUUAGAACUAUUAGAGAACACACUGAUUUAUUUUUGUAAUGGGCUUUGAAAAUAGAUUGGAAAAACCCAAGAGCUUAUCACUGAUCUCUGCUCAUAGAGAAUAGAAUCAUUUCAUAUCUUAAAGUAGGCUUAUUGCCUUAGAUUCCUGAGCAACGCAGCAAGUGCUAAAUAAUUCAAUCAGCUCUGAUAUUUAUCUUAAAAUUUGUGGAGACUUGUUUACCUGUGUUUGUCUCUACAGGUCAUCGUGUGACUAGCUGAGGGCAGAGUGUAUGCUGUCAGUGUAGAUGGACGUGAGCACAUUGCCAGGGGCCUGUGCCCUCUUUAGGAAGGUUUGCUUAACAUGGAUUUAUAAUUCAGUCUGCACAGGAUUCUUGUUUUUUUUCAUUUCAUGUUCUGGCAAGCACCAUUCAGUUAUGAGAACUUUACCAAAAAGAAUAGACUGAUCCAAAAGCAUAUGCAGAGAGUUACCACUUGGCUCAGCCAUUUAUUUGGAAAUACUGAUGUUUUCAUUUCAUGGCUUCCCAGGAAAGGGAACCAGCAACCCAAUUUUCAACAACCCAGACGUAAUUCUUCUUCCAUAUCUAUUUUCCGUGAGUGCUUUCAUUUGUUCUUUUAAAUGGAACUUAAAAAUUCAGUUAAAUGUUUAAUUCUCUUGUUAUGCCUUUACUUCCUAUGAAGUAAUCAGUAGAUGCCAAGGCUCAGAAGUGGAGGGAAUGUUGGAGGUUUCUUUAAGUGACCAAUCUAAUCACAAUCACACGUUCGAUAUCGUUGUUCAGCCACGUCCAGGUCCAGGCACUUUUUCACAUGGAUCAAGGCCUUUGGCUCAGACGGGGAAUCUACAUUUUAGCAAAACUCACUAAGAAUUAUCCAACAAGAAUGGGAGUCAAAUAUAGACACUUCUUGGUGCUUUCCCAAUUCUACUUGUCAUCAAUAUCUCCUCUUACACUUUAGCCUUCAAGAAAUUGUUUCAAAAAUCUUUUCCUCACUAUAUUUAUGCGUGUGACAGAAAUGUUUUCAGACCAUGGAUUGUUGCUGAUAUUCUAUCUGUGGUUAAUCCUUAUCUCAGUUCAGUCUGACCUGAUUAGAGUCAACUAAGCCAUUUCAGAGGCUGUGAAGUGUCAGAAGACACGGGGUUUUGUUCUGUCUCUGCCUAUAGCUAUCUAUGGUGGUUCAUAAUUUAAUAAAUACUAAUUGAGCAUCUACUUUCUGAAAGACAUGUGUUAACUUCAGUGUCUUCACUGAUAAAAUAAAGAGGUUGACUAGUUGAGCUGGAAGUUCUUCCUGCCACCGAAAGCUUGGAUUUACAAUGCAGUACUCGCUAUGUCACACACAUCUUCCUUGAAUGGAUGGUAGCAAUAGAGCUUAAAAACACUGCAAGUAUAGCUAUUCAUAAACCAAAGGAAAAAGCAUCCUACUCUUCAGUGUUUAUGAGUGAGUAUGGCAUCCUCCAUGGUUUAAGUAGUAUUUCUAUCUUAUUGGAAACCCAUUAAAAAAGUACCAUGAAAAGAAGUUUUUGACACUUCUGGAGUGUGUGUUGACACCAUGAAUGAGACACACCUGUUCUAAAUAAUGAAUUAAGUCUUGGUGCCUGAGUUACUAUGGUUUCUUCCAGUCAUUUUUUGUUCUGGUAGCAUAAAGUUAAAGAUUCAAAAUGAGACAAGGGAUGACGUUAUUUUUUACUAACUUUUAUCAAAAAUUUGAAAGCAAAAUUAUAUAAUAGAAGUGAGGCAGUGUGUGCCUGCCCUAUCCUGGUCAGAGUGUCUUUCAAUAAAGAAAACUUUUCUUUCAUUGGUAGAUUGAAAUGAAAUUCUUAAUUUAGUUUUUUCUAGAAAGGUAUCAACCAAAACCUCUAGCAAUGCCCAGUUGUACUUAUCAGUCUUCUUCUAUCCUGAUGUCUGUUUGUUACCUUUCUUCAUUUAAAUUGAUGCCCACUUGUCACAGAUUAAAUCCUACAAUGGCCAAAAAAAAGAAAUUCUCUAAAUAAUAUUUUAUCUUUAAGAACAAUUGACAUGACAAAAUUACAACACAAUGAAAGAGUCUGAGCAGUAGUUAUUUCUCGGUGACCUUGUAACCAUCAUUUUCUACUGUAUUGAGCAAAUAUUAUGGUUUAAAUGGGAAAAUGUUUAGUCCCCCAAAGUAAAGGAAGAUUACUUUUCAAGGGGUUGAAGUAGGGGUUGAAAUAAAUGAGUUAAUAUUUUAAUUAAUAAAAAUUUACACGAAAUAGUUGGAAAAUUGAGUGAUUAUUUCAUAAUUUGUUAGGUACUAGUAUCUAUAUAGUUACUAUAUAAACUUUUUAUAAAUGUCUUGAUAUUAAAGUGGCAUUAAUGAGAAGGGAAAUUAUAUUUAUAAUGCCAUUUCCUAAAUCAUGCCUCUUUCUUUUCCUCUCUCUUUCUCUUCCAACCACCCUCCCACCCCCAUUCCUACAUAUGAGACACACACACACAGUUAGUUAAAAAUGAUUUUUUUUUCAGUAACUGUUCUCUUGAAUUCAAAUUCAGGGACUGCUGAUGUCGAUAUAGUAUUUUCAAAGUUUUUUGUUGUAACCUGUGUAAAUAAUAUGCAAUUUACAGGAUUUGGGGUUGUAGAAUUUAAACUGGAAGAUUGGACUCCCCAGAUCUCAGGACUACAAUAUUCCAGAUCAAUUUUGACACUUACCUAGCUAUAUAUUAACUGAUGAUCAUUUAUUCAUUAAGCUAAGAUUUUUUACCUUAACAUUUCUGAAAAAAAUAAAAUAAAACCUUUUUGCCCAUUUAUUAUUUUCAUAGACAGUCAUAUGUGUAUAAUACUAUUAUCAGUCUGGCUUAUAAAAAUUUUUUAUAUAAUUUCAUUUUUCAGUUUAGUCUUUCACUUUUCUCUGUGCUAGCAAGUAAGAAAUGUCUGGAUAUUGACUUGGUUGUAUCAAGGCUGGGUUAAAAAAUAGUUUUGCACACCUGAUGUGUAAGAUUAAAUAUGAGAUUAAAUACGAUACCUUGGGUAAGUCUGACUUCUCUGUAUAUCUUUUUUCCCUUGAGAAUUGUAUUUUAAUGUAGUUUAUAGGUGCUUAAAUGAUCCCCUUUUCCUAAAAACCAAGCUUUCCCUUCGGCUUUCCACAGUAGUUUCUGUAAAUGUUUUAGUUGAGAACUGAAUGCUUGUACAGUCGAUGGCAAUUUUGAAAAUAUAACUUAUAUAUGUAUAUGGAAAAACUUUAAAGAUGCUUUUAAUUUAUUUAAUGACUGUUGCCUUCCUAUCUACAAUGGUAAUAAUUUUCGUACUUAGAUGGUGAGAAAAAGUUCUUUUUACUACAAUUAUUACAUGCAAAAUGACAUUUGGUUCUUCAGUACAUUUGCUAAAGGGGCGUAUUGCAGUGAAACUGUGAAGGACGCUUCACUACUGAUGUGUAAGCUUUGCUGGCUUUGUAUCACUUUCCUCCAGUAAUGGAGAGCUUUUCACUAUACAGUUUGGAAAUAAAAUUGCUUAACUGAACGCC
This is a messenger RNA of Balaenoptera ricei (Rice's whale), 5762 nucleotides long. RefSeq names its product bone morphogenetic protein 3 (gene BMP3). Bases 610 to 2031 code for a protein of 473 amino acids. The transcript has 3 exons. The record is from RefSeq and is a predicted model, not a curated record. Gene Ontology annotation, cellular component: extracellular region. Gene Ontology annotation, molecular function: cytokine activity; growth factor activity. NCBI's taxonomy places the organism in Eukaryota, Metazoa, Chordata, Mammalia, Artiodactyla, Balaenopteridae. Gene Ontology annotation, biological process: BMP signaling pathway; osteoblast differentiation; SMAD protein signal transduction.